AGAUAUGCACAAAUAACUAGGAAUAAAGUGACUAGGUAACAGGUAAAUGUGACGAGUCCAGGAAGCUAUUUGGUUUGACUUGUAAUUCCUCUCCAGCUUCCUGAGUCUCUGGGGCGGGUUGAGUGGCCAGGACCAGGAUGGAGUCGGCGCUGUUGGAUGGCUGGAAGGAGGAGAGGGCGGAGCUGAGGGCGGAGCUAUCUCGCAUGCAGAAUGAGCUGGCUGAGAGUCACGCUGAGAGAGAGGAGCUGGAGUCACGUGCCCAGGCCCUCACAGACAGGCUGUCCCAGUCACUGGACCCAUCCCUGUCCCUGCCUCUGCACCUGGACAGUGAGUUGAGAAGGAAGAUGCGAGAUGGCAGAGAGAGGGAAGCCAGGCAGGCUCUACUCAUCCACAAACUGCAGAACAAGGUGCUGGAAUACCGGGAUCGGUGUCAGGGAUUGGAAAACCACGUGAAGACUGAAGAAAGAGAGCUCCUGAACCGUGAGAGGAGGAUCAGGGAUGAGCACAGUGACUCCUUAGAGGGCGCCCUCAUCAGGCUGGAGGAAGAACAGCAGAGGAGUGUAGGGCUGGCAGAGCUGAACUCUCUCCUUCGUGGCCAGCUCAGCCAAUCAGGCCAGGUAAAUGAAGCACUGAGAGAGGACCUUUGCAAACUGACUACUGAUUGGUCCAAAGCAGUGGAGGAGGCGGGACUGAGGGAGAUGGAGUGGCAGAAAGAGGAAGAGCGACUGACCGGUCAUGUAGACCGGGGUCAGAGUCGUCUGAUGUUCAUCUGGGGAGAUGUGGUCACACUGAGGCGACACUGUCACACUAUGAAGACUGCCACUGACAGGGACCUCUGGGAGCUUAGAGCUGAGUUCUCUCGUCUGUCUUCCUCUCUCCUCUCCCACUGUGGUUCAGUGGUGUCUCUCUCUCUACGGCCCAGUGACCCUACAACCAGCCUUCGUCCUGCUGCUGCCCGCUCUGCCUCCGCCCCCACCCCACUCCUCCGCCGCGGGGCUCACCUCCUCUCUCCUCCACCUUAG
Messenger RNA from Salmo salar (Atlantic salmon), 1022 nucleotides. Lineage: Eukaryota; Metazoa; Chordata; Actinopteri; Salmoniformes; Salmonidae. The record is from RefSeq and is a predicted model, not a curated record.